This is a messenger RNA of Malaya genurostris, 5253 nucleotides long. Its product is annotated as chitin synthase chs-2-like. The transcript has 9 exons. Gene Ontology annotation, molecular function: chitin synthase activity. Lineage: Eukaryota; Metazoa; Arthropoda; Insecta; Diptera; Culicidae. The record is from RefSeq and is a predicted model, not a curated record. Gene Ontology annotation, cellular component: cell periphery; cell septum. Bases 465 to 5186 code for a protein of 1573 amino acids.
CAAGGCAAGUCAAUGACAAAAGUGCUCCUAGCGAUGCAGUAUGAACUGUGUCAACAAAAUAGAAACAAACGCUUAAACGGAAUCCACUGAACUUUCCGAACGUGUAUGACGGGGCGGCAUUAGGCCCUAGUCUUCGUCGAGUACCGAUAGCAAGUGGUUCGCGAGUGAAACGAUUCGUCGCAAUCAGCAUUCGAACGAAUUCGAAGCAAAUUUGUUGAGGAAAUAUUUGCGAUUCCCGGCCCAAAAGUCGGAUGGUUUAAAAAGUGAACCCGUCCGGGGCAGUGAAUUCCGGUUGGCUGCACAGUUAGCGAGAUUCGAAACAGAAAAGCAUUCGGCUUCGAUUGCCGCCUGACGGCAGACGCGAAGUGAGAUGAGCUGUAAUCCACGCGGAUGAAUUGAUCCGGAUUUGAAAGCUGCUGUAAAUUUUGUGAUUCCGGAAGAUAAAUUGUGAGAGUGAAAUCAGCAUGAAGAGCACGGGAAACAACAUGCACUUCUUUACGGAAUCCUCCGACGAUGACGACGAGGAAACGUUGAUGAUCAAAAAAGUCCAGCAGGAUAAUAAACUAUGGGACUCCUUCCAGGAUCCGCCGGUGCAGCAAAGUUCCGGUUCAACGGCCAACCAAGAGUAUCUGUCCAUGUUUAUCAAAUGCCUGAAGGUGUUCACCUAUGUUUUCGUGUUCUUGGUGACACUGACCGCGGCAUGCUUCUCCAAGAUGUCCUUCCUGCUGAUGACAUCCAAUAUCAAAGAGGGCACGAAAAAUCGCUACUGUGACGUACGGCAACCGGACAAACAGUUCGAGGCGUACAUUCCUACUGAACAGCGCAUAGCAUGGAUAUGGGCCAUUAUUUUCUCAUUCGUCGUUCCGGAACUGGGAACAUUAAUUCGAGCGGCCCGAAUAUGUUUCUUCAAAAACAUCGCCCGUCCAACCUGGGGUCAACUGUUGGCAGUAAGCGUGAUGGAAGCCUUUCACGUGAUUGGCCUGGCCAUGCUGGCUUUUCUCAUCUUUCCCAAUUUGGAUGCCAUCAAAGCGGUAAUGCUCACCAACUGUGUCUGUCUGGUUCCCGGUCUGCUCGGACUACUUUCGCGAUCCUCUUCGGAGGCGAAGCUGCCAUUCAAGUAUGCCAUCGAUGUGUUGGCCAUCAGCGCCCAAGUGACGGGAUUCGUGGUUUGGCCCAUGCUGAACAACACCGUCGAGCUGUGGUUCAUUCCGAUUGCGGUUUUCCUAGUGUCAUGCCACUGGUGGGAGAACUACCUCUCGCCGAAAAGUUUUUUCCGACCAUUUGCCACGCUGGCCACCGUUCGGGAGAAGCUAACCGAGUCCAGAUAUUGCAUGUAUAUGUACGUAUCACCCUUCAAAGUGGCGCUCUUCCUGGCCGCCGGAGUGUAUCUGUCCGGGCAGUCCGUUCACAACUUUUUUGGCAUGUUCGUCGAUGGGUGGGGCAAUCACACCAUUAUCGUUCGGGAGAUGGAAGCCAUUCUCAACGAAAAAUUUCCCGAUCUAAGCUCAAUCACGUCAGACUUGGAGGUACUGGAAAUUUUUCCCACGAAGAACGCCAUCCUUUGGGUCACCGUAAUCCACGUGCUUUGUUCCUACGUUUGCUACAUCUUCAGUAAAUUCUCGUGUAAAAUUCACAUCCAAAGCUUCUCGAUGGCCUUCCCCAUCAAUCUGACGGUUCCGGUUACGGUCACGCUCCUACUCGUAUUUUGCGGUCAGCGAGAAGCGGAUGUGUGUGCCUUCAACAAAGUGCUUCCCAGCUAUCUAUUCUUCCGGAUGCCCCCGAUCUACUACCUGUUCGAUUACGUGAUCAACGAAUUUUCCUGGUUGUGGCUGCUCUGGUUGUUGUCGCAAACGUGGAUCACCCGGCACCUGUGGAUGCCGAAGAGUGACCGGAAUGCUUCGACGGAGAAACUCUUCGUGACACCGAUGUACAACAGUCUACUGGUGGAUCAAAGUAUCGCCAUGAACCGUCGUCGUGAGGAUCAAGAUGAUUUCGUAAAGAAAAUUGACAUGGUUAAGGUGAAGGAUACCGAACGAGCGAAUGAAAUUGAUGCUAAGGCUAACGAUCGCCGAAAGGAUGAGAUCAAACCGUACGAUCGGAUCCCGCAGAUCUUCGUUUGUGCCACCAUGUGGCAUGAAACUAAGGAAGAGCUGAUGGAAUUCUUAAAGUCUAUCAUACGUUUGGACGAAGAUCAAUGCGCCCGAAGAAUGGCAAUGAAACACAUUCAGGCAUCGAAAGAUUUCAUUGAUCCGGACUAUUACGACUUAGAAACUCAUAUCUUCUUCGAUGAUGCCUUCGUGAAUGAUAAGUCCAAGUGCGAAAGUGCCAACGACUCUCCGCUGAACUCCUACGUUAAAAUGCUAAUCAACAACAUUGAAGAAGCGGCCCUGGAAGUAUACAAAACCAAAAUGCGCAUUUAUUCACCGACUAAAAUUGUCACCCCGUACGGCGGUCGGCUGAUCUGGACUCUUCCCGGUCGAACGAAGGUGAUCACGCACCUCAAGGACAAGAACAAAAUUCGACACAAAAAGCGUUGGUCUCAGGUCAUGUACAUGUACUACCUGCUGGGCUUCCGGAUAAUGCAGCUGAACACCUCACCGGAAAGGAAAAUGGUGAUCGCUCAGAAUACAUACCUGCUAGCUCUGGACGGUGACAUCGACUUCCAACCGAAGGCCGUCUCCUUGCUGGUCGAUCGAAUGAAGGUCGAUCCAGAUCUAGGAGCGGCCUGUGGUCGGAUUCAUCCCGUAGGAACUGGACCCAUGGUUUGGUAUCAGAUCUUCGAGUACGCCAUCGGCCAUUGGCUGCAGAAAGCUACCGAGCAUGUCAUUGGUUGUGUGCUGUGUUCUCCGGGUUGCUUUUCAUUAUUCCGAGGUCGUGCCCUGAUGGAGAAUUCCGUUAUGAAGAAAUACACCACCAAGUCGGAUCAAGCUCGGCACUAUGUUCAGUACGAUCAGGGCGAAGAUCGUUGGUUGUGCACUUUGUUGUUGAAGCAGAAAUUCCGUGUGGAAUAUUCGGCUGCAUCCGACGCCUACACUCAUGCCCCGGAAGGUUUCAACGAGUUCUACAAUCAGCGACGACGGUGGGUACCCUCGACCAUAGCCAAUAUCUUUGAUCUUCUAGGAGACUCCAAACGCGUUGUGAAAACGAACAACAGUAUCUCUACGCCGUACAUCAUCUACCAGUGCAUGUUGAUGUGCGGAACAAUUCUUGGUCCAGGCACAAUUUUCCUCAUGAUGGUUGGAGCGUUGGUGGCCGUCUUUCGAAUCGAUAUCUGGACUGCAUUUCUGUGGAACGGAGUUCCUCUGGCAGGUUUCAUGGCAAUCUGCUAUUGGAUGAAGCAGAAAUAUCAGCUAAUCGCGGCAUUCUUCAUCUCUGCCAUAUAUUCGCUAGUCAUGAUGGCUGUCUUGGUCGGUAUCGUUAUCCAGGUCAUGGAGGACGGAAUUCUUGCGCCCUCGUCGGUAUUCUUCCUAUCAGUUGCACUGCAGAUUGUUGUCACCGGACUGCUACAUCCCCAGGAGCUGGAAGCUCUUCCGGCUGGACUUGUCUACUACAUCACAAUUCCAUCGAUGUAUAUGCUUCUGGUGAUCUACUCCGUGUUCAACAUGAACGACGUUUCCUGGGGAACUCGAGAGAAUCCUGUGGAUGCAGCAAAAUCCGCUCCGGCUCCACCAACUGCACCGCGAGGAAAAAUGAACAAACUUUUUGGCUACCUGCGUUCUGGGGAUCAGGACGAAGAGGAAGGAUCGAUAAAUCUUUCCAUUAGUGGUUUGUUCAGCUGCCUAUUUUGUACCCACCCGAAGUCAAGUGCUGAAAAAGAAAAACUACUGCAAGUGGCUUCGUCUUUGACCGAAAUCAACACUAAGCUGAAGGACCUUGAGAUGAAAUUAACUGGCUCCGUCACCGUAAUGAGAUCCGACGAUGAAGAUGACGAAAUAGGCUGCCUCGAUAUACGACAGGAGGGAUGCUCACCGACUGGAGCUUCCUCACCGCUACAAACAGUGAAAAAUUCCGAACUGGAAGAGCCAGAAAAGCAAAUCAACUACCUACCGGAUUGGCUGUACGACGUAGAUCUACGGAACGGAGAUACGGAAACCAUCUCCGCAUCCGAGGAGCAGUUUUGGAUUGAACUGAUCGAAAAAUAUUUGAAACCUCUGGAUCUGACGGAGCGGCAAAAAGCUGAAAUGGGCUCUCAGCUGAAGAAUCUUCGCGAUUUGGCCGUGUUUGCUUUCGUGAUGGCCAACGCCCUGUUUGUGCUGGUCGUGUUCCUUCUGCAGCUGAACAAGAAGGAUCUGCACAUCCAGUGGUGGUUCAAUGCGAAGAAUAUGAUCAGUUUCGAUGAAAGUACGGUGGAAAUUAUUGUCCGACGAGAGUACCUGGAGCUGGAACCGAUCGGAUUGGUGUUCGUGUUCUUUUUCGGCAUGAUUUUGAUUAUACAGUUCAUAGCGAUGCUCAUCCAUCGGUUCGGAACGAUUUCCCAGAUCCUAGCUUCAACGCAGUUAAACUGGUACUGCUCGAAAAAGGCGAAAGAUAUGUCAUUAGAUGCCGAGUUACGUGAAAAUGCGGUAGAAAUUGCUCGGCGCUUACAGCGGCCGAAACCUCAGUGGGACGAGGAAGAUUUGGAAGAUGAUCAGAAGGCUAUCGGCAGAAGAGACACGAUUCAUAGAAUUUUGUAUCAACACAAAAACAAACAGGACUGGAGUAAUCUGGAAGCGAACUUCAAGCGCAACUACUACAAGGAUGGGGACCUUAAUCUUGGCGGUAGAUUGACGCUUAGUCGAAAGACACUGAAUGUAUUGGACACUAGACGAAAGUCUAUGGCAGAGCAGAGGAAAAUCCGAAAAUCUAUUUUGCGAGAUCAAAAUCCUUACGAUACUGCAGGUGACCUGUGGUACCAAAGUCCUGGUCCGGAAAGCGAAGCCAACCCGAGGAAAAUCUCAUCACCUCCCCGAUACAGUGGUGCGCACCGGAAGCACUCCAGUGCCAACCGGUACAACCGAUCACCGAAUCAAAAUCAAAACGACCGAGGACGAAUGAACUUUGCUUAUCAAAUUGACGAGGAACUGGAAGACUUUUCCGAAGAGGAAGAAGAAGACGGUGUGGAGUUCGAACGCCCUACGCUGCAAAUGGAAAUGGCGGAAACACCGAACGGGAAUGAAAAACGUAGAAGUCGAGUGGCGUUUGCUUGAGUUACUAUUGAUGAAAUAAUAAAUAUAUGUACCGAAAUGCAAUAUUUACCAACUGAUCCGUUUUAUU